Chilo suppressalis (striped riceborer) is the source of this 828-nucleotide messenger RNA. Lineage: Eukaryota; Metazoa; Arthropoda; Insecta; Lepidoptera; Crambidae. The record is from the annotation of a GenBank genome assembly.
UUGUUUCCCUUGCCUUCCGUGAAAAGGGAGAACGUAACCAAAAAAAAGGGUUUGAUGUUCUAUAAAUCAACAAAAAUUUGCACACAAAAUACCUCUAUUUUACUGGAGAUUCGUUUUCUUAAUUUUGCACAUACAUAGUAAUAUAUAUUUUUAGCAAAUACCACAAGCACAAGUAAAUAUGGGAGACGAGGAUGUAAUUCGUAGAAGACUGCUUAUUGACGGAGAUGGUACUGGAGAUGAUAGAAGACUGAAUGUUCUUUUGAAGACAUUGAUAAAAUGGUGCAAUAGUACAGACGAAAAACCUGAAGAAAGUAAAGCCACUCAUGAUCGUAUGCUCGCCCAGUUAGCUCAGUGUGAAUUUGCUGUUACUAAGUCGCAGCUAGCAUCAGAUAUGAUGGCAGCAGAGCUCAAAAGCUACGAAGCACUAUCGGACAUACUGGAAACGGGCAUAGAAGUUGCUAAGGGCAAUAUUGACAAAAGUAAAGCUGAUCUUGCUCAAGCCAAGACUGUACGUAAGAAUCGCAUUGAGUAUGAUGUACUAGCAAAAGUAAUAAGUGAACAGCCAGAUAGAAAAGCGACUUUAGAUCAGUUGAGCACUCUUAAAAGUGAACUAGCGAAUUUGGAGUCGUCUAAACAUCAACUGGAGAGUCGGUUGGCUCUAAGAAAAAAACAGUUUCAUGUCCUUGUUACAUCGAUACAUCAGUUACAAGCUUUAUUAGAUGAACCUGAUGAUACUGAGUCACUUUCUGAUGAUGUGGAAAUGAAAGAAGUUACAAGUGAUGCCUAGUUAUUUCUAUAGAAUUAAGAAAAGUGAUACUUUAAGUCAUC